GCAACUGACACUGCAGCCAACCUCCAACAUAAAGGGUCUCCAGAUGCUCAGAUUCAUAUGGAGCCAUCAAACAAUUUUAUGAUUUCACAUCGGAAGCCUUCUUCAAAGCCAGUGAAGAGAGGCCAGUGGUCCAGCAAACGAGAGUUCUUUCUGUCUGUCCUUGGAGAAAUCAUUGGUCUGGGAAACGUCUGGAGAUUUCCAUAUCUCUGCUUCAAGAAUGGAGGAGGUGUGUUCCUGGUGCCGUACCUUCUGUUUCUGCUCACAUGUGGGAUCCCUAUCUUCUUCCUGGAGGUUUCUCUGGGACAGAUGACUGGUCAGGGCGGCAUCACCUGCUGGAGGAAGAUCUGCCCUCUGUUUGAAGGCAUUGGCUAUGGAGGUCUAAUCAUCAUGCUCUACACUAUUGUGUAUUAUAUUGUCAUUUUGGCCUGGGCCUUGUUGUACCUAUUCUCUUCGUUUCAUUCUGAACUGCCGUGGACCAGCUGUAACAACACCUGGAACACAGUGAACUGCAUUGGUUAUCGACUAAAUCAAACAGUCUCUUCUGUAAAUGCAACGUCACCUGUUGAAGAAUUCUGGCAGAGACGAGUUCUGGGCUUGUCUGGAGGAAUCGAGGAGAUGGGAGGUAUCCGCUGGGACCUGGCUGGAUGUCUCCUACUCAGCUGGAUUGUGUGUUACUUUUGCAUCUGGAAAGGAGUCAAAAGUUCUGGCAAAGUUGUGUACUUUACUGCCACUUUUCCAUACUUCAUGAUGAUUGCUUUGUUGAUCCGUGGAGUGACUUUGCCUGGUGCUGCUGAUGGGAUUCGAUUUUACCUGUGGCCUGAUCCGAGUCGCCUAUCUGACCAUCAGGUUUGGAUGGAUGCUGCCAGUCAGAUUUUAUUCUCCUACGCUGUGUGUACAGGUUGCCUAUGCUCUCUGGGGAGUUAUAACCAGCGUGACAACAAUUGUUACAAAGACGCCUUUGCACUGUGCCUGAUGAACAGUGCCACCAGUUUGUUUGCUGGUUUUGCCAUAUUCUCUGUGCUGGGCUACAUGUCACAUGAGCUGGGAGUCAGCAUCAACACAGUGGCUGAGUCAGGUCCAGGGCUUGCAUUUAUUGCAUAUCCUCAUGCUGUCUCCAUGAUGCCUCUUCCUCAGCUGUGGUCUGUUUUCUUCUUCAUGAUGAUCAUCUUCCUUGGACUAGACAGUCAGUUUGUGUAUCUGGAGGGCUUGGUCACAUCCAUAUCUGACAUGUAUCCAUCCUACUUUUUCACUGGUCACCGCCGUAAGCUGCUUCUGCUGGGCAUCUGUGCUGUGGCCUUUGCAAUUGGCCUGUGUAUGGUCACUGAGGGUGGACUGUAUAUCUUCCAACUGUUUGACUACUACGCCUGCAGUGGUAUCCCACUGGUGUUUUUUGCCAUACUAGAAUCUGUUUGCAUUGGUUGGGUGUAUGGAGCUGAGAGUUACUUCACUAAUGUCAGUAAAAUGAUUGGGUAUCGUCCAUGGCCAUAUAUGAAGUACUGUUGGAAGUUCAUCACCCCAGCUUUGUCCAUAGGCAUUUUACUCUUCUAUUUGGCUCAGUUCAAGCCACUUAAGUACAACAACACUUACGUCUAUCCAACAUGGGGUUAUGGACUGGGACUCUUCCUGGCCUUCUCCUCAGUUGCUAUGGCACCAUUGUGGUUCCUUUAUAAACUGGCCACCAUCCCAGGAACUUUGAAAGAAAGGCUGAGAAUCGGAGUGACCCCAUCAAUCCCGAGCACAUUCACCUGA
This is a messenger RNA of Periophthalmus magnuspinnatus, 1749 nucleotides long. Its product is annotated as sodium- and chloride-dependent GABA transporter 2-like. Gene Ontology annotation, cellular component: membrane. The record is from RefSeq and is a predicted model, not a curated record. The transcript is spliced from 15 exons. NCBI's taxonomy places the organism in Eukaryota, Metazoa, Chordata, Actinopteri, Gobiiformes, Gobiidae. Bases 58 to 1749 code for a protein of 563 amino acids. Gene Ontology annotation, biological process: sodium ion transmembrane transport.